This is a messenger RNA of Cynoglossus semilaevis (tongue sole), 3895 nucleotides long. It is a transcript of the gene recql5, whose product is annotated as RecQ helicase-like 5. The record is from RefSeq and is a predicted model, not a curated record. Gene Ontology annotation, molecular function: nucleic acid binding; ATP binding; 3'-5' DNA helicase activity. Lineage: Eukaryota; Metazoa; Chordata; Actinopteri; Pleuronectiformes; Cynoglossidae. Gene Ontology annotation, cellular component: chromosome; cytoplasm; nucleus. The transcript is spliced from 18 exons. Gene Ontology annotation, biological process: regulation of DNA-templated transcription; double-strand break repair via homologous recombination. Bases 135 to 3149 code for a protein of 1004 amino acids.
UACCUUGCCUCCUAUUGGCCGAUGCGACUUCAGACCCAAUCUGCGUGCCCAAUCAGUAACAGGGAUUUGAGGAAGGAGGCGGGGCUCCGCGCACCUCAGGAAAACCAGCGAGGGAUUCUCAUGACAGAAAGACAAUGACAAAAACUUUAAAACAGGCUUUAAAAACCCAUUUUGGGUUCGACGGCUUCAGAUCUAAACUGCAGGAAGAUGUAGUUAAGGCGGUCAUUAAAGGUGACAGGGACGUGUUUGUGUGCAUGCCCACUGGAGCAGGAAAAUCUCUAUGUUACCAGCUGCCUGCAGUGUUGGCUAAUGGCAUCACUCUGGUUAUUUCCCCGCUCAUCGCUCUUAUUCAGGAUCAAGUAGAUCAUCUGAGGGAGCUUAAUAUUGCUGCAUGUUCCAUCAACUCCAAGCUCCCGGCAGGGGAGCGUCGUCUCAUCCUGACCGACUUGGAGAGCAGCAGCCCACGGCUGAAGCUCCUCUAUAUCACGCCAGAAAUGGUAGCAUCUCCCUCUUUCCAGCCAUGCCUCACAGGUCUGUGCAAUCGUGGACUGCUGUCCUAUCUGGCUGUGGACGAGGCUCACUGCGUCUCUCAGUGGGGCCACGAUUUCAGACCAGACUACCUCAAACUGGGUCUCCUGCGCGCCCGCUUGCCUGGAGUUCCUUGUCUGGCUCUGACAGCGACAGCACCCAAGAAUGUACAGGAGGACAUUAUGAAGUCAUUGCAGCUGCGUUUGCCCCUUUCUUUUGUCACGCCAGUUUUCCGCAGUAAUUUGGAGUACGAUGUGAUCUUUGUAGAACUGCUGCCGAACCCCUAUGUGCACUUACACGCCUUUGUUAAGAAGGCACUGGCAAUGGACAGUGGAAAACACGGACAGGGAUGUGGAAUUGUUUACUGUCGAACCAGGGAAGGCUGUGAGACUGUGGCUCACCAGCUGACCAAGCUUGGUGUUCUGGCCAAAGCUUAUCACGCAGGUUUGAAAGCAGGAGAUCGCAGUGAGGUUCAGAACGAGUGGAUGCAGGGGAAGGUGUUGGUGAUUGUUGCCACUAUCAGUUUUGGCAUGGGCGUAGACAAAGCCAACGUCAGAUUUGUAGCUCACUGGAACCUGGCUAAGUCAUUGGCCAGUUACUACCAGGAGUCUGGACGUGCAGGGAGAGACGGACUGCCCUCCGCCUGUCGCACGUACUACUCCCGCAAAGACAAGGAGCAAAUAAACUUCCUCAUCCGUCAGGAGAUCCGCCGCAGACAGGAGAAGCGUGGAUCUGCAAAAGAGACGGACAAAGCGGCCAUCACAGACUUUGAAGCCAUGGUGUUGUUCUGUGAGCAAGAAAAAUGCCGUCACGCCAUCAUCUCCCAGUUCUUCGGGGACAAGAGUCCAAACUGUGCGGGAGCCUGCGACUUCUGCCGCAACCCCAAAGUUGUCCGGGCCCAGCUGGAGAAAGCGGCGGUCCUCAGCACCAGGACCGUAGCAGCUCAGAGCAACAAGCCCAAAGGACCGUUCGGUUUCCAGGCGGAUCUGUACGGCGGUGGAAAGACAGGAUACGGCUUCGAAAGGUAUGAUGAAGGUGAAACUGGCAGUGGUGAAGAAGAUACCGGUAAGAGGAAAAAGGAAUUUUCGGAUCUGUUUAAGAAGCAGAUGAAACUGCGGAAGGGAGCUGAUGGUUGGAGGGAGGAGUUCGUCCCCCCAGAUCCUUACUGUCCACUCAGAGACGCUGACAGCCAGAAGAUUCCCAAACUCACAGUGAAGGCCAGAGAACACUGCUUGCACUUAUUGGAGGAGGCAUUGCACGGCCACCAGGGGGCAGAAGACGCAUUCAACUCUGACACCCAGAUGUUGGCGGUGGACAUCGAGUUUGAGGUCUUUAAGAACAGCAAGUCGGCCAACUUGUACAAGGCGGCUGUACUGAAGAAGGUGGGAGACAUGAAAAAAGAACCGACGAGUUCUUCCGCUGCGGGAACAAGUGGAGCAAAUGGUCAAAUGAACAGCAUAAAAUCAGGAGAAGUUCAGUCAAAAGUGAAAGAAGAGGCGUCCGCCUCGUCUUCUGUGUCCUGUUCUGAGGAGCUGCAGGGAUUCAAACCUGCCUCGGAAGUCUACUCAAUGAAGCGUAAAAGGAUAGGGGCGGGUCAGAGAGGCUCCUCCGACCCCUUCCUAACUGCCAAGGAACUGCUGAAGGCCUCAGCUUCUAACAAAGAGUCAGAGGGCGGCGGGUUUUACGCCGACGGCUCAGAAGGUUCCAAGGUGUUGAGCGCAGACAAAUCUGCAGCCGUGACUUCGACCAUCAGAGACAGAGCAAACGCAGCCGCCGUCUCCAUGAACAGUCCAACAAAAGGAGGCAAAGCCAAGAGUAAGAAGCAGCAGAUGUUGGCAGAGGCGGCAAAGAACACCCGCAACAUUUCUCAGUACUUUGCGAAGAAAGAGACAGUAGAAACAAUCCAAACGGAGCCACAGGAGCAGGAGAGCACAAGUACUGCGUCAGCGGAAACUGCCAGUGUGAGCCAAUCAGCAGAGACGAAUCAGUGUUUGGACACUGAAGGGGCAGAGACUCAGGAUGUGAUUCUUGUGGAAAGAAAAUGUGAAGUUGUAACAAUAGAUGAUGGUGAUGAUAAAAAUGAAGAGGAGCAAACCCACGAAACCACCACUUUGGACCUAAAGCCAGAAAACGAUGAACCUUCUGAGGAUGGGAGCCAAAACCAACCAGAAGACAAAGCUGAAACUGUUCUGCCUGGAGCGGUGACACAUGACAUGAAAACCAACGGUGAGUCGUCUCCUCCACUGAAGCGCAGUCGUGCCGCAGACAGCAGCUCCAAGCGUGUGACCUUCAACCCCAAGGUGCAGCAGAGGGCGCUGCAAUCUGCCAAGGAGCCACCAAAGUCUGUGACACUGAAGGAAGCAGCAGACAUUGUGGUCCACUACCUGGAUCCUUUUUACACUCAGGGAAAGUUUGCCACAAAGGAACUGUUCAAGUCCUUCGCUCGAUACUUGUCUCACCUUCUCGCAGAAGGAAGGUCUCAAGGAAAAGUUCAAGUUAAAGCCGAAGCCAAAGCUCUGAUCAAGAAGUUCUUCAGCAGAGUUCAACGCUGUGAGAGCGAAACGGACUGGAAGCACCUUAAACGUCCUCAUGGUUCUAAAGCUACUGAGAGCAAAGAAUGAUGGGAAAGGAGAGUGUAGUUUUGUUUUUGUUUUGUUUUUUUCUAUGGACAGGGAUUUAACCAGCUGCAUGGUUGAGUUGCUGUUUGCUGCUACAGUGGUUUAAGUCAAUAAAAACAGCAAUAAAACACAGACAGUUACAGCCUUAAAGAGAAACAUUUGCACUGUGUACACACAAAAAAAAAACAUUACUUAUUGAUCUCCUACUGGCAAAAAUCAGGGAUUGACAUCCACAGAUAAAGGGAAUUUCCUCUGUGUUCAUUUACAUAUAGCGUUGUGAAAUUAUUAAUGAUUAUUUUAUUUUCGGAGGACCACAAAUGUCUCAAGUUAAAAUAUUUCACUUAUUUAUUGAGACCUUUUUGAAGAAAUGAUCAAACAAAUCAACUGGCGAUGUUGGAUGUUUUUUUAUGUUUGUUUGGGGUUUUUUUUGUGCUGCUGCUACUUAUUGUAUCAAUUCCCCCUGUUGCUUCAUAAGUGACAGAUAAUGUAGGACUUGAUUUUGUUUUUGUGCUUUUAUUUUUUAGACUCUCUAAUUUUUGUUUAUGACAUUUAUCCUACUGAUGGACAUAUUAGUUAUACUGUAAGAGACCACAGUCGGUCUGCAAAGAAAUGGGAAACCAAAAGAGUACUUGAGGCGGUGACGGCCAAAGACUGGACUGUGUAGAGUCUGCUCAGCCAUCAUCUGUUUACACUUUAUUUCUCUACGUUUACAAUAAAGUCAGUGCUGAAUAAAAGGCGGUCCAAACUGG